Schistocerca cancellata (South American locust) is the source of this 445-nucleotide messenger RNA. Its product is annotated as peritrophin-1-like. Gene Ontology annotation, molecular function: chitin binding. Gene Ontology annotation, cellular component: extracellular region. Lineage: Eukaryota; Metazoa; Arthropoda; Insecta; Orthoptera; Acrididae. The transcript is spliced from 2 exons. The record is from RefSeq and is a predicted model, not a curated record. The coding region runs from base 33 to 266 and encodes 77 amino acids.
GUUCGCCAGAAUUAGCUGAAAUAUCUUUCGCCAUGAAACUGUUGGCAGGCCUUCUGGUGCUGAGCGUGUUGGCCGCUGUGGCCACAGCGACCACCCCCACGUGUCCCGAAGAUGACGGCGCCACGCCCGUCUUCUAUCCAGACGACACGGACACACACGGCUUCUGGGAGUGCAGCAACGGCAAGGCUGUCCACAUGCAGUGCCCUGCUGGACUCGUCUGGAACGCCAAUAUCAACGCCUGCGACUGGCCGUCCUCGAGGAAGUAGAAGAUGCGAGCUUGCCCCGUUACCAAUAGAUGUUUGCUAAGAAAACCUUAGAAUAAAAUCUGCGUGUCUUAUGACUGUGGCUGAUAAUUUACUAUCUGUAUUUCCUAUGCUACCAUUGAAUGUAAUUAUUAUUACGUUUGCAAACAUAUUAAUUCAUAAUAAAUAAGUGUUGCACAAUA